Messenger RNA from Mucor velutinosus, 432 nucleotides. RefSeq lists its product as uncharacterized. Gene Ontology annotation, cellular component: DASH complex; mitotic spindle. The record is from RefSeq and is a predicted model, not a curated record. The coding region runs from base 1 to 432 and encodes 143 amino acids. Gene Ontology annotation, biological process: mitotic cell cycle. The transcript has a single exon. NCBI's taxonomy places the organism in Eukaryota, Fungi, Mucoromycota, Mucoromycetes, Mucorales, Mucoraceae.
AUGGAUGAAGAUGAAAUUGACCGUGUAGAAGCACCACUUGCAUCCGCGCCUAGUAAUCGUCAUAACAGAUUGCUUGGUAUCAGCAGUAGACGCUCCACCAUUUUGGCGAUACCCACAAACCAAGAAGAACCACCUACCGAAGAUCCCAACUUGACACAGGAAGAAAAUCAGCAAUUGAAAGCAGAAUAUGAAGCAGUGAAAUCAAUGAACCGAGCAAUGGAGAGCAUUUUGGAGGAUUUUGGAGAAGCAAGCAACAAGAUACAUCAAUUCACAGACACUGUGAAUAGUACGAAUACAUUACUGGACGUAUGGAUGAAUAUAUUAGAGAAAACGCAGGAUAUCAUGUCUGUGCACGAGGAUAAGACCUGGAAGCCAAAUAGUAGGAAACGCCGUGCAGUGGAUGAACUCAAUAAUGGAGGUGGUAGAGCGUAA